CGCGUAGGUACACACCAUGUGACCGAUCUCAUCUCCUUCAAGUUCUCAACAGUUCUAGUGAUGCAUUAAAGUCUUCUCCUACUCCCCAUAACCUUACUUCUCUUUUAGAAAUGGACGACUUAUAAAUCCCUUCCUCUCUCUCUCUCUCUCUCUCUCUCUCUCCUAUUAUAAUUCUGGAUCCACUCCGAUCCUGUUAGUUCAUCGAUCUUGAAGGCAAUAUCCCUAGAUUUCACAAAUGGCUCCACAAUUGUACUUCAGUCGCAGAAAGGUACUCUUAUCUUAUCUUGCUCUGUUUCUCUUUAGUACUACUCUUCUCUUCUGUGCCUGCUCAGAAUCUCAGCUUCAAAGCAAAAACUUCCAUGUUAGAAGAAGGAUGUUAGAAGUAGAAAAAGAUGACCAGCCGAAGAAGAAGACUACCAGCCUAUCCACCAAGAACCAGACCAAGCUUAUCAAGCCUAGCCUUUCCUCAAAAAACCAAACCAAACUCUUCAAACCCAGUUUGUCCGGCAAAAACCAGACCAAGCUCGCCAAACCCAGUUUGUCUUUGUCCAGUAACCAAACCAAGCUCACCAAAGCUUCAAAUUCUACUAAAUCAGCAUCCAGUCUUUUUUCUAAGAUACAGCUCAAGAAGCUCAAUUCCACUUCCAAGAUCAAAAAGCUCAAUUCCACAUCGAAACCCGCAGAUCUACUCAAACUAAGCGCAGUACCCAAGAACAGAACAACAAAAACCACCUCCACCAAAGACACUCAAACCCAUCUAGACAAGAAGCCCCAUGAGCUUGAAUCCGGAAAAGCAAGCAAGAACCAGAUGGCAGAUAAAAAACCCAACCAACAGAAGACAAAGAAACAACCACAGCCCAGCUGGAUUGACCAGGAAGGUGAUCAAGAUGAUUUUGGUUCAGGGCUCACAGAUUUAGCAGAUUUACCCAACAAGUUCCAAAAAACUUUGAUUCCGGACCUUGAGAAGUUCUCAAGCAGCUCCAAAGCCUACCUCAACAAAGCCAACAAAGAAAUCACAAAGGGAUUCAAACCCAUUGUCGGCAACAAAUACGCACCCACCAUCGCUACUGCAAUUUCUUGUGCUUUCAUAUUCAUCCCUUUUCUUUUAGUCUCUCUCAUUUUCAAUAGGAUUAAAGCUUAUUUCUCGCUCCAAAAGCUCUUGAUCUUCAUCCAAAUAUACCUCUGCAUCUACUUCUCCAUUCUUUGCCUCUCCUCCCUGGUCACGGGGCUCGAGCCCCUGAGGUUUUUCUACUCUACUUCGCAGUCCACGUACGUUUGUCUACAGGUUCUACAGACGCUUGGAUACGUGUUGUAUCUCUUGCUGCUCUUGAUGUAUCUGAUCCUCGUCUUCUCGACCGAAUGUGGGCUGGGCUCGAAGUUGCUGGGCCUGGCCCAGAUCUUCGUCGGCUUCGCGAUUGGGCUGCACUACUACAUGGCGGUGUUUCACAGAAUGGUAUUGCACCAACCGCCACAGACCAAUUGGAAGGUUCACGGGGCAUAUGCCACGUGUUUCCUCGUCAUUUGUCUGUUCGCUACUGCUGACAGAAGAAAGAAAUCCUACAUGGAAGAUGGUGGGGAGGAGGGCAAGAAGAACUAGUGUAUUUCUCAAUCCUAUAUCUUAUUUUAUUCUGUUACUAGGCAGGUUUAAUUGCCUUUAAUUUCCACCAUAAUUUGUAGUGGCACAAAUAAUAAUACCAUUGGCCAAGCCACCAUGGUGUUAUUAACUUAUAUCUUAUUACUUUUAGGCAUGGACAAGAAAGUGGAUCCAUUUAGCUCCUUCAUUUUGUAUUAUUUCUGUAUUGGUAUUUUAUUAUCCACAAUAAAGCUCAAGCCCACAAUUUGUUUUCAUUA
Alnus glutinosa is the source of this 1851-nucleotide messenger RNA. RefSeq lists its product as uncharacterized. Bases 236 to 1597 code for a protein of 453 amino acids. The transcript has a single exon. The record is from RefSeq and is a predicted model, not a curated record. NCBI's taxonomy places the organism in Eukaryota, Viridiplantae, Streptophyta, Magnoliopsida, Fagales, Betulaceae.